CUCGAAAGGUUCGAAUAUCUCUCGAGUACCACGAUCGUGUUAAUAGGCAGGGAGAAGGCCGGCAGGCUGUUGGGACGUCUGGUAGGCGCUCGCGAUUGCUCGUUCCGCAGGGAUUUAUCUCAACACUCCCAAAACGGCAACCCGUCGUUGUCGUGGUGCUGCCGGGGCCCCGCCGUUAGCCGCGAGAGAUCGCGAGAAGGGAGCACGGCAGAAUCGAUCGGAGGAUCAACGAGCGGAUCGGUUGCCUCCUCCGCAAACGUUACCACCGCUUCCUACGCCGCUUCUUGUUGGCGGCCAAGUGAGAUGGAGGAGAAGUCCUCGGCGCGCUUCUCGGAGUACCUGUUCGCCAAGAUGGACGGGCAGGACGUCUCGGCCUCUCAGGGUCCCCGCAAGGUGACCGCCGACACUAGGAAGUGGAUGCGGGAGAAUCUCUUGCUCAUGAUCACUUUGUCCGGUGUACUUUUUGGUGUGAUCCUUGGAUUUGGUUUGCGACCAUUGGGCCUUGGAGAAGACGCUGUGAUGCUGAUUAGCUAUCCCGGAGAACUUUUUAUGCGAAUACUGAAAUUAAUGAUUCUACCCUUGGUAAUUGCUAGCCUCAUAUCAGGUUCAGCGAGUUUGAAUGCUAGGAUGAACGGGAUGAUAGCCAUACGAACUCUCGUCUAUUUCAUACUCACGUCCUUCCUCAAUGCCGUAAUAGGAGUUAUCCUUGUUCUCGUUAUUCACCCUGGAAAUCCAGGAAUCAGAGAAUCGAUUACACCUCUGACUCACGCCAGAGCCGUCAACAUCUUGGACAGCCUUCUGGAUUUAGGAAGGAACAUGUUUCCUGACAAUCUCUUUCAAGCUGCAUUUCAACAGGCACACACCGUUUACGUUCCGAGAAAGCCACCGAUACAGAAUCAAACCGAUGGUCUAUCGGUCGAAGUGGUCGGUGAAAAGGACCUGAUCAGAGUGAUCCAAUAUAGAAGUGGUACCAACACUUUAGGCAUCGUCUUCUUUUGUCUAGUCUUCGGCACUUUCCUAGGUACCCUUGGUGAGAAGGGUCAGGUUGUGAUAGAUUUCUUCAAGGCUGUUUUCGAGGUCAUUAUGCGAAUGGUCUCCACUGCGAUGUGGGUGACGCCAGUAGGUAUAACUUCGGUAAUAGCCGGGAAAAUCCUCGGUGUGGACGAUCUGGCGCUGGUAAUGUCGCAGCUAGCUUGGUUCAUCGUCACGAUCGUGAUCGGUGUCUUUUUCUAUCAGCUGGUGGUGAUGCAGCUGAUCUACCUGGCCUUCGUGAGAAAGAAUCCCUUUAGAUUCUACGCCGGCCUCGCCCAGGGUACACUCACCGCCUUCGCCAUGGCAUCAACGGCUGCUGCACUCCCCGUUACUUUUCGACUGAUGACCGAGAAGCUCAGGGUCGAUCCCAGAGUCACCAGAUUCGUCCUCCCGAUUGGGUGCAACAUCAAUAUGGAUGGUACCGCACUCUUCGUCGCGGUGGCAAGUAUCUUCAUCGCUCAGAUGAACGGGAUCAUUUUGGGUUUCGGGGAGAUCAUCACGGUUAUUUUAACAUCCACAGCAGCAUCCGUUUCUUCAGCUUCGGUUCCAAGUGCAGCUCUAGUUUUAUUACUAGUUGUUUUGAGUGCCAUUGACGUACCCGUUCAUGACGUUUCUCUUCUCUUUGCUAUUGACUGGUUUGUAGAUCGUAUAAGGACGACCAAUAAUAUGUUAGGAGAUUGUUAUGCAGCCGCUGUAGUAGAACAAUUGUCCAAAAAAGAAUUAAUGGCAUUGGAUGCAGCAGCUUAUCAGUCUGAAACAGUACUGCCCACAACUUUAGCCAAUGGAUGCAUCUCGGCUAACAGGGUACCCGAUCCUGAUACUAUCGUCGUUGAAAUGCAAGACGACACGAGGAUAGCCGGCAUCGCCAACAUCAGUGUACUACCAAUACCGCGAAGCGUAACAGAGGAGACCGUUUGACUAAUGGCCCAUUUCGCAAGACAAUUUAAAAUGGUAUACCUACGAGGUAUGCCGAUGAAAUGAGAAAAGAAAACAAUGGCGAGGUUAAUAUUAGGCACGCCAGUGCCUUUUCUCUUCUUUAUUAUCUAUUUAUUUUACUAAACAACGUUAUCAACUUCUCAAUCCCAAAAAUGUCGAUAGAGACACUCUGCUAGGACACUCGAUGACUUUGAAACGUCACGGAAUUUAGAUAUCUCCAUUUCCGAGAGUUAAGUGAGCAAAGUUUGAGACUGAGAUUCGAUCGACCACAGAGGGAGAAUAAAAGCAAGACGAUUAAAAAGAAAAAAACUGAGAAAAACGAAAAAGAAAAGGAGUCAAUAUCGUAUCGGAACGCGUGUGCGUUUGCGGUACAAGAGUAGCAAUAAAAUGUUUGAGAUACGUAAGUUUACAGAAAAAUGCGCUUCUAGUUAGGAGCACCGAAGUGCAGAAGUUCGAUGAUUCGCGCGCGUAGAAAAAUCUCGCUCGUAUGCUACGAAGGUGUUGUUUUCUUCUGUUCACGUUUCUUCUUCUUUAAUUGUUUCUUUGUUUCUUUGUCUGUUCUUUUUUGUUUGGUUUUUUUAAACGAAACGUUAGUCAAAACGAUAAAGACGAUCGACAAUUUUGCUCGUAAAUCGUGGGAGAAUAGUUUUGUCGACAUCGUGAAUAUUAGUAGUUUCACUUAACAAGUGAUCAUUCGCAUCGUCGAAUGUGGUGCCUUAAUUUCGAUGCGCCCUCGGAUUAGGUGCGAUGAAAGUAAAGCGCGUCGUUGAUGUAUUCUUUUUCUUCGUACGUCAUUCAUAUUAAUUCCUUGAAAUAUUUUCUGCAAUGUUCGUGUAUCAUCGAAUACGAUGAUCAAGCAGUACUUUGUAUUAGUCAUCGACGUAUGAUCGAUCGAUCUUAGUCAAUGACGCGAGCGAAGUCGUAUUAGUGGUAAAAAUUUCAUCACGAGUUCGACGAAAGUGAGAUCGAAAGUGUAGUGAGAGUGAUAUAAGAUUUAAAUAUUUAACGAGUAGCGUUUUCUGCGUGUUAAACGUUAGCAUCAUCGAACCUUUAAAAUCAUUUAUAUGCAUACACACAUGUAUUUCGCUCCUUGUGAGAAAAUAAUGAUUAAUGCACCGUAUUAGGGGUUGUAAGUAGAUAUCCUAAGAUAUUAAAGUUCGUUGUAAUUACAUAUCCACGAUGCUAGUCGUGUAACAUAAAAGGUGCUAUGAGAUGUUAAGCACGACGUUGUUUCUCACGAAGAGAUUAGUGAGCUUUUUUCUGUAGUGUUCGCGUCAUUGACUAUGAAUCGAUGUCUGUAUAGAAAAAAAAAGUAAGGGACAUGAUAAUCAAAAAGAAGAUAAGAAGACAGACGUUGAUUUUUUACGUUCUCGUCGAUCGAUCGAUCGAUAUACGACGAGACAAAAGAUAAAAUACUGAUGCAGGUAUAAAACGUCAUAUCGCGCAUUUCGCGUUAAUUGUUGUCAAAUUAACGAGUGUAUCAUACAACGUGUUCUCUAUCAUUUUCGAGACCCUUUACAGUCCUCGAUUACUUCGGGGUAACUUGCGAGUAUCGAUCUUGGAAGAAAAAGAGGGAAAGUAAAAAUACUUUUAAUAUAGGCAACCGAAAGAGAUGCUUCGAGUGCAUCUUAUUGAGUCUCCUCAAAGAAAAGUUGUUCAUAUUGCUUCGAACUUUCACGAGUGACGAUGUGAUGAACGACGAUCAAUCAAGAUAAUAAUUCUGUCUCACUUUUGUAAUUAGAGUGGUUCACAGUAAGACAGUUCGCCUUCCAAUAAAAUAUAUAUAUAUGUAUAUAUAUAUAUAUAUAUAUAUAUAUAUAUACACAUAUAUAUACACACAUAUACACAUAUACAUACAUAUAUACAUGUAUAUACAUGUAUAUAUAUAUGUAUAUAUAUAUAUGCACAUACAUACAUACAUACAUACAUACAUCGUUUAAACGAAAAAACAAUAUAUGCAUCCCACUUUUGUCAUCGUUCACGAGUUAUCGAGGAAAGUGUCGUUAGUGUUUCGUCCGAGAACAGAAAACCAUUGCAAUUUUUAUCUCGAUGUUAAAAGAGAGAAAGAGAGAGAGCAAGAGAGAGAGAGAGAGAGAAAGAGCGAGAGAAAUGGAGCGAAAGGGAGAGAGAGAAAGAGAGAGAGAGAAAGAGAUAGAGUGAGAGUGAGGGAGAGAAAGUUAAUUAGUUAGGUCCCUCAAUGGACCGAUAAUCAAGACUGGACACGCCAUACGAUAAAUAUUAUCGUCUUUUUCAUCGGCAUAAUAUAUUAUUAUGGGUAAACGAUUCCUACAAGGUUUCGCUAAUUUUAGACAAAUUAAAUAGGUAGGUCGAUACGUGUUUUAUCGUAGAGGCUGUUUCAAUGUACAAACUAUUUCGAGUAUGUAGCAUUUACGUAGGGACGUACGUUGUCUAAUCCGUACGGACUUGAAAAGAGGCGAGUUCGACUUUUCCUAUUUUUUCUUUCUUUUUUUUUUUUCCUAUCUUUAUGAAACUUCAAAUGCGAGCUGGCCAACGAUUUGUACCAUAAAACGCUUUACCGGUGUACACGGUAUUGAUUAGAGACCAAUGAUCACUCCUUUUUGUCACACUUUGAAGGCUUCGAUAAUUUUAGAUACAAUAAAGCCGGUGUUUCGCUCGAUCGAUUUCUUCAUUUGUUUAUUGACACAUCUUCGCACGUUUAGCUGCUAAAUCAAGAUUAUUUGACGUAAUUCCUUUUACGCUCGCGUGCAGAAUAACCGGAAGAGAUAAAAGAACAAUUUCGUUCUGUCUGUGUUCGUAAAAUGAAUAAUUUAAAAUAUACUAAUACAACAACCAAAAAAGAAAACAAAAUAACUAAAUAAAUUAUCAAAUUAUCAAGGUAUCCAAAGACUACGUGUUAAUAUAGAUAUAACAUCUUAACGUGUUGUAUAAUAAAAUGCAGGUUUAUACGUGGAGAAAA
Molecule: messenger RNA, 4906 nt
Organism: Vespula vulgaris
Lineage: Eukaryota; Metazoa; Arthropoda; Insecta; Hymenoptera; Vespidae
Gene: Eaat2
Product: excitatory amino acid transporter
Exons: 11
Coding region: 304-1950 (548 amino acids)
Biological process (GO): L-glutamate transmembrane transport
Cellular component (GO): plasma membrane
Molecular function (GO): L-glutamate transmembrane transporter activity; neutral L-amino acid transmembrane transporter activity; glutamate:sodium symporter activity
Source: RefSeq, a predicted model, not a curated record